Messenger RNA from Pieris macdunnoughi, 1149 nucleotides. Lineage: Eukaryota; Metazoa; Arthropoda; Insecta; Lepidoptera; Pieridae. The record is from the annotation of a GenBank genome assembly.
AUGAGUUUACAUAAGGCCAGAAUUAAAGCUUUUGAAGAUCUCCUCAGUAAUGAUGAGAUUGACAUUAUCACACUUCAAUCAUUGGCAUUUAAUGGUAUUACAGAAGAAAAAGGCCUUCGUUCUCUGAUAUGGAAGAUAUUUCUUCACUACAUUCCAAAACAGAGAAACAAAUGGGAAGCCACACUUAAAAAACAAAGAUCCCUGUAUAAGGAGUUGAUAGAGGAAAUGAUAGUAUCUCCAGGUGGUCCCACUGAUCAUCCUCUAAGUAUAAGUCCUGAAAGCUCUUGGAGUAAAUAUUUCAAAGAUAAUGAAGUUCUUUUACAAAUUGAUAAAGAUGUAAGAAGAUUAUGUCCAGAGAUAUCCUUUUUUCAAUCCGCUACUGAAUUUCCCUGCUCUGAAGUAGUAAAUAGCAAUGGAUUGAAACGUUUACAUCAACGAGUGGAGCAAAAAGUUUUGAACUAUUCAACACUAGAACAAAGAGGAUUUGGAUUAGUCAAGCUCAACAAUGUUAUUCGCCGUACGGACAACCUAAGUGGGGACUACGUACCAUUGAAGGAGGGAGCCGAAGCUCACUGGGAAGUGGUGGAGAGGAUGCUCUUCCUAUAUGCAAAACUGAACCCUGGCCAGGGCUACGUCCAAGGCAUGAAUGAGAUCAUCGGACCAAUAUAUCAUACUUUUGCUGUCGACCCUAAUAUGGAACAAAGAAAGAACGCGGAAGCCGACUGUUUCUUCUGUUUUACAAACCUGAUGGCUGAGAUACGAGAUUUCUUCAUUCGUUCACUUGACGAGACCGAGAGUGGUAUUAAUAAUAUGAUGUUUCGUUUAAGUGAACGAUUAAAAAUGAAUGAUUACGCAGUCUGGGAGAGACUUUCCAAGCAGGAGUUGCGACCGCAGUACUACAGCUUCAGGUGGCUGACACUUCUGCUGUCUCAGGAAUUUUCUCUCCCCGAUGUUGAGCGUAUAUGGGAUUCCUUAUUCGCGGACAGCACUAGGUUCGAUUUUCUGAUAAGCGUCUGCUGCGCCAUGAUUCUGUUAGUGAGGGACGACAUAAUGACCGGAGAUUUUGCGUCUAACGUGAAGUUACUGCAACAUUUUCCACCCAUGGAUGUAUCACUUAUUGUUACUAAAGCGAGAACGAUACGUUUGUAG